Messenger RNA from Dreissena polymorpha, 754 nucleotides. RefSeq names its product perlucin-like. The record is from RefSeq and is a predicted model, not a curated record. NCBI's taxonomy places the organism in Eukaryota, Metazoa, Mollusca, Bivalvia, Myida, Dreissenidae. Bases 123 to 641 code for a protein of 172 amino acids. The transcript is spliced from 6 exons. Gene Ontology annotation, molecular function: signaling receptor activity.
GGACAUCCAUGAAGUUCAAUGAGACAUUAAAAGCUCAAUUGUGCGCGUUUAUCUUGAUGCAGAGUAAAUCGAGACAGUUGGCACAACAUUUAGUUCUUGUAACAUUCGUCUGAAGGAGGAAAAUGCGUUUGAUCAUUGUUUUAUCUUUUGUUGUGUCCCAGUGUAUCGUAAGUUAUCAACAGAGCAUGACUCGGUGUCCUGAUGGGUGGGUCUACUUCCGCCAGUCUUGCUAUCAGUUUGCGGAUGAAAUGAAAUUCAGCUUGACAGAAGCGACGCACCAUUGUUCAUCUCGACAUGCUCAUUUGGCCAAAGUGGAAAGCAAGGCUGAGGACCUAUUCCUCCAAGAUUUUGCUGGGCGUCUGUACAAACAUGUUCCUGACCACACAUUUGCCAAUUCAUUCUGGCUCGGUGGCACGGAUUCGAACAUAGAGGGUAUCUGGACCUGGUACUCGGACGAUUCUGACUUGAUAUACACCAGCUGGCCUCAGGGUCACCCGGGCCCCACGGGCGAUCACCAGGACUGUCUGAUAUUGUUCGCUCCUAACAACUACCAGUGGUACGAUUUCGAGUGUGAAAUACUUGCACACCCUUUGUGUGAGAUCGAAUUAAACGUAGAAGCCGCUGCUGUUGUUAUAGGAUAAAGAUAGCAGAAUAUUGGUGAAUGGAAAGAUGUCAUGGAAUCCAUCGUAAACAAUAUAUUUGCGUUCACUCAUUCAAUUAAAAAAAUGUCUAAAAAUAAAACAGGUGAAUUUUA